This is a messenger RNA of Acanthoscelides obtectus, 279 nucleotides long. The record is from the annotation of a GenBank genome assembly. NCBI's taxonomy places the organism in Eukaryota, Metazoa, Arthropoda, Insecta, Coleoptera, Chrysomelidae.
AUGGAUUUGAUAGUUAUUGGUCCAAUAGCUAAACUUGACCGAACUAGCAAUAUACCGAAAUUUAGGCAAUACGACAAGUCGAAACUUGAACACGUUCCCAGAGACAUACAAAACAGCACAGAAUUUUACCGAACAGCCGAAAAAAAAACCUUGGGUCCAUCGCCAAUUUUAACAAGUGAAGAAGAGGCUUUGUUAGUUAGCUGGAUAAAAGAUAAUGCUGCAAAGGAUGUUCCAAGAAAGGCUAACGAUUUUGAGAGUACAAAGAUUUUUGAGUGUUAA